Messenger RNA from Pipistrellus nathusii (Nathusius's pipistrelle), 1617 nucleotides. The record is from the annotation of a GenBank genome assembly. Lineage: Eukaryota; Metazoa; Chordata; Mammalia; Chiroptera; Vespertilionidae.
AUGCUUCAAAUCAACCAGAUGUUCUCAGUGCAGCUGAGCCUCGGUGAGCAGACAUGGGAAUCGGAAGGGAGCAGCAUCAAGAAGGCCCAACAGGCAGUGGCUAGUAAAGCUCUGACCGAAUCUACUCUCCCCAAGCCCGUUCAGAAACCGCCCAAAAGUAAUGUCAACAAUAACCCAGGUAGCAUCACCCCCACCGUGGAACUGAAUGGGCUUGCCAUGAAGAGGGGAGAGCCUGCCAUCUACAGGCCACUGGAUCCAAAGCCCUUCCCAAAUUACAGAGCUAAUUACAACUUCCGGGGCAUGUACAACCAGAGGUAUCAUUGCCCGAUGCCUAAGAUCUUCUACGUUCAGCUGACUGUAGGAAACAAUGAGUUUUUUGGGGAAGGGAAGACUCGGCAAGCUGCUAGACACAACGCCGCCAUGAAGGCCCUCCAGGCGCUGCAGAACGAGCCCAUUCCCGAAAAGUCCUCUCAGAAUGGCGAAUCCGGAAAAGAAAUGGAUGAUGACAAAGAUGCCAAUAAAUCUGAGAUCAGCUUAGUGUUUGAAAUUGCUCUGAAGCGAAAUAUGCCUGUCAGUUUCGAGGUUAUUAAAGAGAGCGGGCCACCACACAUGAAAAGCUUCGUUACGCGGGUGUCCGUGGGAGAGUUCUCUGCGGAAGGAGAGGGGAAUAGCAAAAAGCUCUCCAAGAAGCGGGCCGCGACCACCGUCUUACAGGAGCUCAAGAAACUCCCACCUCUUCCUGUGGUUGAAAAGCCAAAACUAUUUUUUAAAAAACGCCCUAAAACCAUAGUCAAAGCUGGACCAGAAUAUGGUCAAGGAAUGAACCCCAUUAGCCGCCUGGCUCAAAUUCAACAGGCCAAGAAGGAAAAGGAGCCAGACUAUGUUUUGCUUUCAGAGAGAGGAAUGCCGAGACGUCGGGAGUUUGUGAUGCAGGUCAAGGUAGGCAAUGAAGUUGCUACUGGGACAGGACCGAAUAAAAAGAUAGCCAAAAAGAAUGCCGCGGAAGCAAUGCUGCUACAGCUCGGUUAUAAAGCAUCCACUAGUCUUCAAGAUCAACUUGACAAGACAGGGGAAAACAAAGGAUGGAGUGGCCCAAAGGCUAGUUUUCCCGAACCAACCAAUAACACUCCAAAAGGAAUUCUUCAUUUGUCUCCUGAUGUUUAUCAAGAGAUGGAAGCCAGCCGCCACAAAGUAAUCUCUGGCAAUACCCUAGGCUAUCUGUCACCCAAAGAUAUGAACCAACCCUCCAGCUCUUUCUUCAGUAUAUCUCCCACCUCGAAUAGUUCAGCCACAAUUGCCAGGGAACUCCUUAUGAACGGAACAUCUCCUACGGCGGAAGCCAUAGGGUUAAAAGGAAGUUCUCCUCCUCCCCCUUGUUCUGCAGUACAACCUUCAAAACAGCUGGAAUAUUUAGCAAGGAUUCAAGGCUUCCAGGCUGCUUUAAGUGCCUUGAAACAAUUUUCUGAGCAAGGACUGGAUCCAAUGGAAGGGACAAUGAAUAUUGACAAAAGCUCUCUUGAAAAACAAGGCCAGCAUCUGGGAGAGAAGGCGGACAGUAACCAGACACACCCGGGCCCCAUCGCUCAGGACUGCAAGAAAUCAAAGUCCGUCAUCUAG